CAACACAUUUUCAUGCGUUCAAUUCGAAAUUGUGGUACCCUACUCAAGUAUCUGAACGCACCUAAAAAUGAUUGACGUAAUUGACGUUUUUAUUACUGUCAAAGCAAAGUAGUCUUCAAUCAAUUUCAUUAUUCAGUUUCGUUUCAGUGCUUUCAGUCAGUCUAAAACAUGUAGAUAUGCGUGAUGUGGGUACCAACGCAAAGAAAAUAAAGUUAAAAAUAAAAAAAAUUGUGAAGUAGUCACAAAACUUUUGUUUCCAAACACCUCACACUAGCGCCAAGGACAUGGAAGACGAGUUAGAGGAUCGAGUUUUGCAUCAAACGUAUCUUUCUUUUAUAAAAAUCGUGACGCGCUUUACGAGCAGUGCUCCGCUUGAUACUCCGGUGAGCUAUUUAUGGAAGAUGGUGCGUCUUUAUUUGUUGCGGUCUGAGGUAGCAGUGAUCACACUGGGUAUAAUAUUGUUUAUUAUGUACCUGCAAACAAUUGAGCAGUGGAGUCGCACGUUACUAAGUCGACUCUCACAGGCCAUGAGCCCUAUCAGUUCGGUUCAGCGUAUGAAGUUUAUGGAAGGGUCUGAAGCUGAUAAACAAAGCUGGGAAUUAAAAGGUUCUCUCAGUGCAGCUUAUGCAAUCAAAGGAAGAAGGAUGCAUAUGGAAGACAGAUUCAUCAUUAAUGAGAACAUCAACAGUACAGGUAUCUCCCUGUUUGCCAUAUUUGAUGGGCAUGGUGGAGAAUUUGCUGCUAACUAUGCAAAAGACCAUCUUAUACAAAAUCUUUACAACAAAAUAGUAGAAUUAAAUGCUUUCAAGGAGGGAAAAAUCAUUAGCACUCCUACUAAAGAUACUACAGAGGACGAUAAACCACAAGAACCAGAAAGCAAUACAAGUGUUGAACGAAAAACUAGCUUUAAGAAAUCAGUGAGCACUGCUGAUGACACAUCUAAAAAGGAAAUAACUGACCCAGAAUUGCUGGCACAGCUUUCAAAGGCCAGACCAAUAAUAACAAGGGAAGUGAGACCAACAAAACCCAUUAAAAAUGUUGCUGUACCAUUAAGCAGUUAUUUAGAUAAAGGGAAAAUUAACUUUGGCAAGUUGCUGACAGAUGAGGUGUUGGCUGCAGACAGACUGUUGGUGGAGGCAGCGAAAAGGUCCAUGAAUGUCGCCGGAACCACUGCACUGCUGGCUAUCAUGGAAGGUAACCACCUGAUAGUUGCCAAUGUGGGAGACUCCAGGGGCGUCAUGUGCGACUCGAGAGGAAAUGCCAUACCUGUAUCUUUUGACCAUAAACCUCAACAGGUAAGGGAACAAAAAAGAAUAGAAGCAGCUGGAGGCUACAUAGCCUUUAACGGCGUUUGGCGCGUUGCAGGCAUCCUGGCAACUUCUCGGGCAAUGGGAGACUACCCACUGAAGGACAAAAGGUUUGUUAUUGCAGACCCUGACAUUCUCACAUUCAACCUGAAUGAUCACAAGCCUAUGUUCCUUGUUCUGGCCUCUGAUGGUUUAUGGGAUACCUUUUCCAAUGAAGAAGCAGUCAAAUUUAUAAAGGAACGAUUAGAUGAACCUGACUAUGGAGCAAAAAGUCUGACUCUCCAGGCUUACUACAGGGGCUCUGUUGACAACAUAACAGUGCUGGUAAUCAAUUUCUUGGACAACAAAAUUGCGUCUUCUGCAACACAGUAACUGGAUCUCUAUAGAGAACUGCAUCAAAUCCAUAUUAAUGAAAAACAAGGAUGCAACCCCACACAGGUGGCACUUUGUGUGGUUGAGUGGCAUGGAACCGGCUAUGAUAUUGCAAGCCAUUGGUACAAAUGUUGUACAGAUGUUUGGUACAAAUUUUUGUUGGUCCUUACUUUUUUGUUGUAACAAUGUAAUUAUAUUUUGUCCUCUACACAUUUUUUUAUAAAAUAGAAAUUUGUGGCCUAAUAUAAGCAACUUGCCAGAUUGUUGUUACUUCAAAUAUAAUAAAUGGGAACUGGCGUGACAAGUAAAUAUAAUGACAUUGUAUGCAUUUCAAUGUACUGUAAAGAUUUGCUGGUAUAUAGUCCUUGAUGUGUAUUUGAUAAGUCAUAAUAUGUAUUCUAUUUGUAUAUACCUAACAUUUCCAGUUGAAACAACUUCAGAAUGUGAUUAUAAUAUAUUCAUAUAUGUCCGUACUUUGUCCAGUAGUUAACUUGCUUAAACAAAGAAUUUAUAAUAUUUUUGAAUGUUGAACAUAUAUUGUCGUGUAAAAAGGAAAUUUUUGAAUUUAUGCAUGGUUGUGAUGGUCACAGAAAUGUUUGUUAAAAAUUAGUAAAAAAAGAUAAUCUUGUUUGAGUAAUUAGUAUAGAAUAGUUAUGAUUUGUAAGAUUUUUGGGAUGUUUUAGUAUCAAAUUGUAUAAUUGCUUAUUUUUAUUUAGAUUUAAAUAGUACCAUGCAUUAGUGAUCUUAAUUUGCUAUACAAAUAUCCUUGCAUAAUAUUGAAUUGUGUUCAGACUGUAAUGUAAAAAAAUUGUUGCAUUUGACGUAGCUCAUAUUUUAUAGUUUGAUAAAUUAGAAGCUGUUAGAGUUACCGAGUUUUGGCUUCUGGUGCUAGUCAUGAUUUCUUACUUAUGUCAGUUCGCAUAACAGUUAAAACGUGUUUAGAUACAUUUCAGAGAAGAACUUUAUAAUAUGCUGCUAUCUACUGUUUUAACUUUGUAGCAAUUUCAUAACAUUGCAUUGUCAUAUUGCCACAAUAUGGGUAACAUUAAUUAAUAUAUUAAUGUGUACGUUAUAUAUUUUGUAAUUUUGAAUGGACGCUGUGACAGCUCCAUCUAGUGAAACCAGCAUAUAAACGGCGCUAUACCUAUUGUUCUUCGACUUAAAACUCUAGUGGACUCUAGAUAUGCCUAAUGCAACUUUUUUCAAUACUUUGUGCAAUAACAUUGUAUAAAAUACAGUGUGUAGAUUUUACUAUAAAGUAUUUUUGUACGUUGUAUCUUACUAAAUAUAACAUAAUAACACUAUAUUAAAUGUAUCCCACAUUACUAACAAGUAAUAUUUUUGUCAACCAAAAAAAUUUAGUCCUUUUUUGAGAUCAUAAAUAGGGGCCAAAAUUCACGUUCGCAAACUCAUUGAAAAUGUGGCAUGGUAAAAUUUGCAGUGACUUCUGAAGGAAAAGUGAUUAAAGUGCCAAACAGUUUUCUUAAAUGUCCCUUAUUACAUAAAUGGAUUGCGGUACAGUCAGCUGCAGAGAAAAGUAAGCUCUCGUACAUUUCUACGUAAGGGUGCAUACUGCUCUCUUUGGCUGACUAGAUUAAAGGAGGAUAUAGUUCUGCGGGGUUACCAUAAGUACAGCGCGACUCAUUGCUAAUGAGAACAGUUAAACUGCUCUUGAUAGAAAUUAGUAACUACCAUCGCCCACACUGUUAACUGUCGGUUAACCUAAUCACAAAAGGCAUAAGGUCCACCGAUGGAGAGUUAAGAGUGUUGCUGUUUGUACCAUUAACAAGCGAAGUAUCGCAUGGGCACUUAAGCUAGCCUGGCUAAAAUGAACUCCUGCUAGCUACAAAAUUAGCACCAACUAGCAUCGAGUUAUUAUUACUAUACCAAAGAAGCUAUACUAUAUACUAUAAGAAAGAAGAAGCCAUACCAAAAUAUGAAAUUGUCGCAAUCGCAAGUUGCGAUUCGCAACCUGUACCACGCGACAAAAAAACGUCGUAUGCGCCGUAGAAUUCAUAGCGCUUACUCAUUUAAGUCGCGAGAUUCACGCUCCGCUUCUAUGGUUUGUUGUCAAAACAACGACUCAAGUCUCAAAAUGCUGGUUCUCUGUGCCGGUUCUGUACGUAGUAAUAAUAGUUCAAUGCCAACCAGAAUGGUUACGUUAAUGUACGAUGUCGACAUAUUAACAGAUUAAUUCGACGCUCGGGCUUCUUACUCAUUGCUUUUCUGACCUAAUUCGGCCCUGUUGACUCGCAGGAGUGUUAUAUAUUCUUGCCGUCGUUACCUGUUCAUUCUAAAUAUUUUUAUUAAAUGUAUAUACCUACAUUUGGUGCGUAAGUUUGAAUUAGUAAUGUGAUUUGCCCAUCUACCAAAGUGUAAUAAUUAUUGUACGUAAAUAAAUAUGUAUUAAUAAAA
Messenger RNA from Cydia pomonella (codling moth), 4094 nucleotides. RefSeq names its product protein phosphatase 1L. The transcript is spliced from 2 exons. Gene Ontology annotation, biological process: negative regulation of canonical NF-kappaB signal transduction; positive regulation of canonical Wnt signaling pathway; positive regulation of canonical NF-kappaB signal transduction. Gene Ontology annotation, cellular component: nucleus; cytosol. Gene Ontology annotation, molecular function: cation binding; protein serine/threonine phosphatase activity. Bases 285 to 1679 code for a protein of 464 amino acids. NCBI's taxonomy places the organism in Eukaryota, Metazoa, Arthropoda, Insecta, Lepidoptera, Tortricidae. The record is from RefSeq and is a predicted model, not a curated record.